Neofelis nebulosa (Clouded leopard) is the source of this 4783-nucleotide messenger RNA. It is a transcript of the gene IQCN, whose product is annotated as IQ motif containing N. Bases 335 to 4699 code for a protein of 1454 amino acids. Lineage: Eukaryota; Metazoa; Chordata; Mammalia; Carnivora; Felidae. The transcript has 4 exons. The record is from RefSeq and is a predicted model, not a curated record. Gene Ontology annotation, molecular function: protein binding.
GCUGCACAUUGCAUGAGAUGAAGGACUGAAUGAAGGCUGCUUCCUCUUACAAGUUGGCUUCUGAGAUUGCACCUUCUCCUCCUGCUCCUUCUCCAACUCUAUGGCCCUUCAAGAUAUAAAGGAAGUUCAAAAAGCAAGAAGGUGGUUGGACAUUUAACUGAGCAGGUGCACUGUGCCAGCAUUGAAGUGGCCACGGGAUGAUGAGGGAGACGUAGGUACCAAAGGCCACCGCGGUAGGUGGCCAGGAGAAAGAGGGCUUGCAAAGGAGAGGAGGAAGAUUGUGAGGUGCCAAGAGCAGGAAGAUGCAGAGCUGACCUGCUCAAGAAGAAAGACAAUGCAGCAAGCAACACAGCUCCAGUUAUCACCCAAUGGGCAGCGCUUGUACCAGCCCCAGUCCGACCCCAAUCUCCAAGACCAAGCACGGACACUGCGUCCAAAACCUCAGCAUGAGCCACUUGGUUCCAAGGAGAGCCUUCCGCAAGAUCUGGACAAGGACAAGAAGGUGACUCGUCACAUCCCACGCCUCCGGGCUGUGGUUGAGAGCCAGGCCUUCAAGAACAUCCUGGUAGAUGAGAUGGACAUGAUGCUGUCCCGUGCAGCCACCCUCAUCCAAGCCAACUGGAGAGGCCACCGGCUCCGGCAAAAGCUGACCUCCCAGAUGAUGGCAGCAAAGGCCAUCCAGGAGGCCUGGCAACACUUCAACACCAAGCGUCUCCUCCGGUCUGGCAAGUCGGCGGAGAAAAAAGUGAGAGUGGAGGAGGGGGACAUCCCUUACCACCCCCCCCAGCAGGUGCGGUUCCAGCAUCCAGGAGAGAGCAAGUCCCCUCUGGCUCAGCCCAUCAUGGUGAGCAAAGAGACCCAGUUCCCUUCCUCCGACAGCCUGGCUGCCUGCACCCACCAGCUGGUCCUCCUGCAGACCCAGAGUUCUCCACAGCCUGGCGUACGGGUCCCUUGUACCAUUGGAGGCCCCAGCGUCACCUUCCUACCACACCAGACCAUUGCCAUCAGGCUUCCAUGCCCGGUGAGUCUAGAUGCAAAGUGCCGCCCGCGCCUGCUGACAAGAACCGUCAGAAAUUCCUGCCUUGUCCAUGUAGAAGGGGACACAGUGAAGACCAAGCAAGUAACUGCCAGAGCCAACAAGCCAGGAGCCCCCGGGCCACCACCACCUGUCAGGUGUGCCCCGGCAGUUCACGGAUCGCUCAAGACCCAGACCCAGGACCACAUGGAAGCAGAGGUCUUCAGAGCCCCACCCCAGUCAGGCCCAGCCCCUGUGAUAACCAAGACCCCACCCCAGCCGUGUGUAGUGCCCACGGGAACAGUAGCCAAGGCCCCACCCCAGAUGUACCCAGCGGCCCGGAUGACCAAGACCCCACUCCAGUCUUGCCUGGCAGCCAUGAUGAACACGACCCCACCCCAGCCACGCUCGACGCCCACGGCAACAGCAACCAAGACCCCACCCCAGAUGUACCAGGUAGGCCCGGGGGCCAAGGCCUCACCCCAGACAUGCCCGGUGGCUGCAGUGGCUAAGACUUCACCCCAGACAUCCCAGCCAGCCGCAGCGACUAAGACCCCAUUACAGUCAUGCUUGGCAGCCAUGGUGAACAAGACCCCACCCCAGCCAUCCCCAGCAGCCCCCGUAUCCAAGACCCCAGCCCAGAUGCGAGCAACAGCCUCCAUAACCAACCCUUCACCCCAGACACGACCGGCAGCCAUGAUGGCCAAGAUCUCACCACAGAUAUGCCUGUUAGCCUCAAUGAUCAAGCCCCCAACCCAGACACGCCCUGUGGCCGCGAUGACCAAGACUCCGCCCCAGACAUGCCCAGUGCCGGCGAUGGCCAAGACACCUCCCCAGGCCCGUCUGGCGGCCGUGGUCACCAAAACCCCAGCCCAAUUCCGCUCGGUGGCUGCCAUCAUCAGGACCCUGUGCCUGCCACCUCCAACAGCUGGAAAUCUGAAGUCUUCACCUCCAGCAGCAGCGGCAGCCGGAGUUCCCAACACCUCAUCCCACACGUAUCUGAACGGACCAAAGGCCAAGGCUGUGGUGGAUGCAAAGCAGACAACAGGGAUGGUCAAGAUCUCAUCCCGCUCCUCCUUGCCUGAGGGAAAGGUCAAAUACUUUCCCCCGCCACAUCUGGGGGCUGGGACCCCUAAGGCUCCAGCCAGGCCUCCUUUAGAAGCUGAAAAAAUCAAGACCUUCUCCCAGAAACAGGUGAAAACGGAAACAGUAUCCAACACCAGUUUGGCCGUUGAAACGCCCAGGGCUUCGCCAUGGGCAAAAGUGACUGAGGACAGGAACAAGUCCUCAUUACAGACACACCUGAGGACCGAUGUCAUGAAGGUUCAAUCCCAAGUGUAUGUGCCUGUAGAAACAGCUGUGGUCCUACCCCGGGGCGAGCCGGCCCCAUGUCCGGCCAAGGCCGCGGGAACAUGUCUGGCCAAAGCUCUGCCCCAGGAACGGCUGGCCACAUGUUCAACCACAGCCUCGUCCCAGGGACAGCUGCUUGCUGAAUUGACCGCGACUCUGCCCCAGGCACAUCUGGGCACAUGUCUGUCCAAGACCCUACCCCAGGUACAUCCAUCCUCCAAGCUGACCAAGGCCCUGUCCCAGGGACAGCCACCUGCUGAGCUGACCACAGCUGAGGCUCAGUCACAUCUGGGCCCAUGUCCGUCCAAGGCCCUGUCCCAGGCACGUCCAUCUGCCAAGCUGACCAAGACGCCAUCCUUUGCACAUCUGGGCACAUGUCUGACCAAAGCACAGUCCCAAGCACAUCUGGCCACAGGAGCAGUAAAGGUCCAAUCUCAAGCACAUCUGCCUACCGGGCUGACCAAAGUGCACUCCCAGGCCCAGCUGGUCACAGAAGCAGCCAAGUGCCUCUAUGCAACCCACCAACCUGCUGAGCUCAGCAGCAAGACCCAGUCGCAGCCGCUCUUGGCUGGGUUCAAGGCCUCCUCCCAGCCUUGUCAUCACGUUGGUGCCCUUGGCACUCUGCCCCGAGCCAAGCCAGAGGACAGACUCACCCAGAUGCAGCCCCACAGCCAUGCACAGGGCAAAGCCACCCAGGGCCCAUGCCAGGGGUCCUCUGAGACCCAGAGCAUGCUGAUGCCCCUGUCGGCAUCUGCCAGACACCCCACGUGCAACAUUGAAUCCUGGGGUGACAGUGGAGCUACCCGGGCCCAGCCGUCGAUGGCCGGCCCAGCCACACCCUGCCAGGAAGAGCUGGCAGCCUCCCAGCUCGCCUCCCUGUGUGCCGAGCUGGCCGCCGAGCUGGGCUCCCAGGAGGACCUCCGUGCCCUGCUGGCGAAAGCCCUCUCCCAGGGGCAAGUGAGGGCAGCCCUGAACCAGGCCCUGACAAAGAAAGUCCUGGGUGCCACGAUGACCAAGGCCCUGCCCCAGGGCAUGCUGGGCACAGCGCUGAUGAAAGUGCUGUCCUGGGGUGAGCUGGGCAUUGCCCUGUCCCGCACCCUGACCCCCACCGAGCUCCGGGCAAAACUCGCUAAGGCCAAGCAGGGCAAGCUGGCGGGCAUGCUCAGCAAGGCGCUGACGGAGGAGGAGUGGGCAGCCCUGAGCCAGGCCCUGUGUCAGGGGGAGCUAGGCGCGGUCCUGAGCCAGUCUUUGUCUCAGGCAGCCCUGAGGACCGGAGUUGUCCUCCCCAAGGCCACCUCGCAAACAGCAGGAAGCAGGAUGACUGUGAUGCCGACCCCAGUGGAGGUGGGGAGCCCAUCAGCUGCGUGGGGGCCCACCCUAGGCCCCGUGAGACCACAACCCAGCAAGGGCCCCGCGGACGCCGUCAGAGCUGGUGGCCAAGCCCGGAACCCUGCCGUCCCCAGUGGAGCUGUCGGGCCCGUGGACCGCGCAGUGACCCCUGGUGGCCCGUGGGAGCUGCCCAGGGCUUCUGUGCCGGGGGACACUGUGGGCAGAGAGGCAGCGGUGAAUCCCAGGCAGCCGGGGAAGCCGAUGGCAUCGAUGCAGGCCAUGGAGAAGAUAAUCAUCCGCGCUCUGGUCGUUAUCCAGGCGUGCACACGUGGCUACCUGGCACGCCGCGCCAUCAAAGCGUGGCACCAGUGGGCUGUCGUCAUCCAGGCCGCCUGGCGUGGCUACCGUGUGCGGCGGGACCUGGCCCGGCUCUCCAGAGCUGCCACCGUCAUCCAAGCCGUAUGGCGAGGCUUCUGUAUCCGCCGGGGCCAAACCCCGCCAGCGUUGCUCCAGGGCGUGUGGGCCGAGAUGGGCGGCAGGACCGGGUCGACCUCUGACCACCGCUGCUUCCAGUCCUGCCAGCCGCACGUCUGCCCCCUCUGCCAGUCCCUGAGUCCCAGGGCGGGGAGCCCGCCCAGUGUGGUGAUGCUCGUGGGUUCCAGCCCCCGCACGUGCCACAUGUGUGGCCACACCCUGCCUACUCGGGUGGUGCACGGCAUGGGCCGGGGCGCCAGAGUCCAGGCAGGCGUCCCAUGGGGCUCUGGCACCCAGACAACCCCCGGGAGCCCCCGGCAGUCCCGUCGCCAGAAUAAGGCAGCCGCGACCAUCCAGUCGGCGUGGAGGGGCUUCAGCGCACGCCGCCAGCUGGUGCAGCAGCAGGUGGCAGCCAAGACGCUUCAAGCCACCUGGCGCGGCCAUCACACUCGGGCCACCCUCACCACGGAUGCGCUCUUGGGACCAGCAGCAUGGGACGAUCCGCAGUAUAUGCAGUGGCCGGGUGUCUAGGACAUUGGCUGACUGGUGGGGGGACACCAGGAGAGGGCCAAUGUGGCUCUUUGGGUCUAGUGAAUAAAGCCCUCCACAGCCUGA